Messenger RNA from Suillus clintonianus, 725 nucleotides. RefSeq names its product Sucraseferredoxin-like protein. The record is from RefSeq and is a predicted model, not a curated record. The coding region runs from base 19 to 657 and encodes 212 amino acids. The transcript has 2 exons. NCBI's taxonomy places the organism in Eukaryota, Fungi, Basidiomycota, Agaricomycetes, Boletales, Suillaceae.
AAAGCUUUGGUUCUUCAUAUGCCAACAUUCCGUGCCCUCAAAACGCUCGUGCGGUCGCUAUCCACCACCGCCAGAUCCGCACCAGAGCUCGUUGGCACGGCUCCUCCGCAUAAGUGCUACAUCUUCUUGCACACCCCACAGCCGCCCAGCGAGUAUCCCGCCAAGUACGCAACCCCCGUCCAGCGCGCGCUCCUUCUACGCACCGCUAAAUGGGGCGGGUCUGUCAACUUUGCGUGGUCUGAGGACCAACAGUCUGUCCGUGCACCACCGCCUGGGGAGGAAGACAAGCAGGAAUAUCAUUUGACAGCGUUUACGCAUCCGCGUGGAAAGCUGGAGGCUAGGGUAUCUAUGGACAAUAUUGAGGAGGUGGGAGAACAGUUGAGGGUGCACGCUGAGCUCGAGGGUGUCUCCAGUACUACGUUCCCGGAUUCAGAUGAUGUGCAUCUAUAUAUCUGCACGCAUGGUGCGCGAGAUUGUCGGUGCGGAGACAUGGGGGGAGCAGUUGCCCAGGCUAUAAGGGAUGAGCUCCGCAAGCGCAGAGAUGCGGAUCCGAGUGAUCCGAGUACCUGUAUUAAGCUUGCAGAGGUAGCACAUGUCGGAGGGCAUAAAUACGCAGCAAAUCUCCUUGUGUACCCGCACGGAGAAUGGUAUGUUUGACACUACUGAUCUGUGCGCAUGUAUUCAUCCAAUCUUAAUUGUAAAGGCUAGGUGAGGUGGAGCCCGAA